AUGCGCAUGGACCUGCUGUACCUCGCCUGGAAGCUGCACGCGGCUUGCGGGUUGCUGCGAGAUCGACCUGCUGACGUGGACAUCGCACUUGACGACAACACCAACGAUCCAACAAUCGCCCGAGAGGCUGCAACAACACCCGAUAUCAACGAAGCCCUCAUCGAAAUCUUUAUUCAGGCAGGGCGGCGCGAAGAAGAACGGCUCCAAGUCCUGGAGGCAAAGUUGGAAGGUCGCGGCGACUACAAGAAACGAUAA
This is a messenger RNA of Aphanomyces astaci, 255 nucleotides long. RefSeq lists its product as hypothetical. Lineage: Eukaryota; Oomycota; Saprolegniomycetes; Saprolegniales; Verrucalvaceae. The record is from RefSeq and is a predicted model, not a curated record. The coding region runs from base 1 to 255 and encodes 84 amino acids. The transcript has 2 exons.